GUCUUCUACCUAAAGUGUAGCACAACCCCUUGCUUGUUGUUAUUCAAACUGAACGCACGCGGCUCGUCGCGCCUUGCGAGGUAAGAAACCAAACAAAAACAAAGAAGCUAUUCGGCACUCUUCUCGUUGUUGCGCGCCAGCCAUCCGAUAAGCUCGAAACCUGCUUUUACUGUUCUUAUUUCUAUUACUACUAUCUUCGUGUGUGUGUGUGUGGGUGUGUGCCGUCAACGCACGAUGGUCUCUACAGAAGCGAAGAUGACGACGGCGCGUGUGUGCGUGGUGCUGAGCACCGUCGCCGCCGCGCUCGGCAUCGCGGCCAUCAUGCGCCUCCCACUCUACGAACUCCGCAUGGACAGCAUCAACUCCUCCAUCACGCAAUCCCUCUUCACCACCGACAUCUACACCCCCGUGGCGGAAAAGCACAUCCCUGUCCGCCGCUUCACCGAGAAGUGCGAGAGACUGCAGACGGCGUUUCGCGUGGCGCAGAUCGGUGCCAUCGCGGCGGCAGCGCUGCUGGCCCUCGCCUUCGUGUGCGGACUGCUGCACCUGGCACCGAGCUUCACAAAGACCAACCACCGCGUCCGUCGCGUGUGCGGGGUGCCCAUCUGCGUCCUCCUCCUCCUCACCGCCGUGGCGCUCGGCAUGGACGCGUACAUCGUGAAGGCGCUGUACGAGAAGGAUACGUGGUGCAAGCAGCCGGAGAGCAUCACCAGUGUGUUUGCUCCGCCGAAUUGGCCGGGGCAGACCACCGAGGAGGGCGAGGCUCCGGCAGCAGCAGCGACGGUUUUCUUCGUGGUGGACCCGCCUCGCGUGGUCGCCCAGCCUGCGGUUCUGCGGGAGGAGCGACGUGUCUUUGCGACGCCGGCGCGCUGGCGCAUGGAGUUCCCGGCCGGUGCGAUUCCCGCGAGGCCGGUAUCGCCGCUGGCGCACACGGCGGCCGACGACGCGGCGGUGGCGAAGCGGUGUAACCCCUUCGAGGACUGCAUCUCGGCGUACCGCGAAAUGGGCUUUGAGCGGGCGGUGGGCUACAACGUUGUGUGGGCCGCCUUGUGGAUCAGCGUCUUUGCCCUGGUGGUGGAGAUGAUGGUGAUGGCGGUCGGCGCGAGUGUUGUGCCGCAGGCCGGCGUUGCUGCGGAGACGGUGAGCCUGCUGCAGCGCCAGGAUGACGAUCGUGUGAUUUAA
Molecule: messenger RNA, 1182 nt
Organism: Leptomonas pyrrhocoris
Lineage: Eukaryota; Euglenozoa; Kinetoplastea; Trypanosomatida; Trypanosomatidae
Exons: 1
Coding region: 235-1182 (315 amino acids)
Source: RefSeq, a predicted model, not a curated record